UUAAACUGAUCGCCACCCAAUGGACCAAUUGGAGAGCGGCGGCAGUUGCUUAGCGUACGGGGGCUGCGCAGCAGGCGUCAUUCAAGAAAAUUAAAUUGCUGUUGUGUGUGAAUUUGUGUGUGUUGUUUUUGUUGCUGGCUGUCGCAAUGCUGCCGCAUUGGGCAAGUGAAAUGCAAAGUGAAGGCGCAGCCGCAGCCGCAGCCCAAUGAGCUAUGCAUGUGGCACAAACAUUUUAAUUAAGAAAAAUCACAAAUCGUAAGCACAGUUAAUUGUGUUUUCUUUCGUGUGCCCAGACUUCGUAUUUUUAUUUUUUUUUCUUUCAUUUUGUUUUGCCCAUUUUCUUUGCCGCUGCGCGCUGCCCAACGCGUCGUACGCACGCGUGUUGAAAUUGUUGUUGUUUUUAUAUAUUUUUUGUUGUUGUGCUGUGUGUGUGUGUGUGUGUGUUUGUGUGCUUACAAGUUGUCACAGCCGAGUGUUAUGCGGUUGUUCUAUUAGUUAAUUUUGUUAUAUUUUUUUUUUAUUGUGCACUGCACUCUGCUCAAUGUUCUCUGCGACCAAUGGGAAAAUCAAGUUGCCGUCACAUGAUACGGACGCAGCCGCCUCGUCCACGCUGCGCUGCCUGCUAAAUGUACCCUUCCGGGAUCUGCACUUUAAUGUGUCCGAUCAUCGGGUCAUACCCGUGCACGAUGUCGUCUUCCUGGAUGACAUCGAACGCAACGUUAAGCCGCUCAUCUAUAGGCCUGUGUUGGCCGACACUGUGAUAGCGACGCCGACGCCAACGCCGACGUCGACGCAGGCGACAACGUUUGUGACUUUGCCGCUGCAGGCAGCAGCAGUUGAGCAGCCGGCAGCCAACGGGAGCCUCUGCCGCUGGGCAUCGAACCCGGAACCUCGUCUCUUUUAG
This is a messenger RNA of Drosophila montana, 904 nucleotides long. RefSeq lists its product as uncharacterized. Bases 542 to 904 code for a protein of 120 amino acids. The record is from RefSeq and is a predicted model, not a curated record. NCBI's taxonomy places the organism in Eukaryota, Metazoa, Arthropoda, Insecta, Diptera, Drosophilidae. The transcript is spliced from 3 exons.